AUGGCGCCCGCAUCUUUGUCCAGUACUGACUCUGAAGCGUCCAUGAUGCCAGACGACGUGUUUAGUGAUGAAUCCGACUUCCACGGGAGCGUGGAGACCAAGUCCACAUACCAAAAGCUGGCCGCAUCAUACGAUCCCCAAAAAUAUUGGGCCGUCCACGAGUGGUCCACCCAAGUGAAUGCCGCCAAAGGCAGGGUGGCGUGGCUCGAAGCCGCUAGACUGCACGCAGAACUUGCUCUGGGGAAGCAACGGCAAGCGGAGCGCAAAACAGACGAUGGACAGGCCGGGUCACAGCAGGCGGAAGGGGAAAUUCGCGUGGGUUUCGAUGGAGAUGGAAAGAAGGGAGAUGGAGAUGGAGAAAUGGAUGUCGACACCAAGGUCAAAGCCCCAACGAGCCCUGAUCCUGACACAGAGGACGAGGAUGGCAAAGACGAUCGCCGCACGCCGCCGCGGAAUUUCUACGAGGGCAUCCCUUCUGCCAAACAGCUCUCAGAGUCUGUUUCCGACUUCCUCGCCCGUUUGCCCCCAUCGACCACGACGUCUGGCUUAGCUGGACGCCAACCGUGGAUCUGGAUCGCGAACCCGUACCCUGAGCCAGUACCUAGCAGACGGUCAGCAGGAGAGUCACGAAGCACGAGGACCAACACCAGCACCAGCACCGACCCGGAAUUCGGCAGUGGUGAUGUCGCUACGUUCCGCCAACUCGGUACGCGUCUCCUGGAAAGAUAUCUCUCCCGCAAAAAUGAGACGGAACUUCAGAACCCCGGCAAAGUACCCGGGUCGAUCACGCGCAUGCUGCGUCCCGAUCGCCUUCAGUUGGAAUCCGACAUUAGGGAGCUAGCCAAGGCACACCGUAUCACGGCGGGCAAGUGGAUGCUGUUUCCCAGAGACGAUGAAGUUGACACGGUAUGGGCGGUCGUUGCGCGCGGUGUGUGGGACGGGAAGUUGGGUACCGGAGCCAAGGUGGCGACGGCCAAAGGCGAGGGAGAGAUGGUGGUCGAUGACGACAAUGCCGAUGACGGUGGUGGUGAUGGGAAAGACAACGGCUUACGCCUGAUAUGCAUCUACACGCGCGACUUUUCCGACCAAGCAGACGUCAAGCGCGUCCUGCAGGCCAUGAAAGACCUGGGCCUACUCGGCAGCAACAUCGACCUCGACGGACGCAACGCCGGUCUCAGGACCAUCUACUACAAGUGCGACGCCUACACCCACCUCGGCCUGAGCAGCGGCAACGAGUACAAGUUGCGCGCCAGCAUGUACUCGUCCCGAGACCUGUUUCCCGCCUGGUACAAUGGUGGUGCCGGUACAGGGCGUGGACACUGA
Molecule: messenger RNA, 1323 nt
Organism: Fonsecaea pedrosoi CBS 271.37
Lineage: Eukaryota; Fungi; Ascomycota; Eurotiomycetes; Chaetothyriales; Herpotrichiellaceae
Exons: 2
Coding region: 1-1323 (440 amino acids)
Source: RefSeq, a predicted model, not a curated record